Molecule: messenger RNA, 3882 nt
Organism: Odobenus rosmarus divergens (Pacific walrus)
Lineage: Eukaryota; Metazoa; Chordata; Mammalia; Carnivora; Odobenidae
Gene: CFAP47
Product: chromosome unknown open reading frame, human CXorf22
Exons: 25
Coding region: 1-3882 (1293 amino acids)
Molecular function (GO): protein binding
Source: RefSeq, a predicted model, not a curated record
AUGGAGACAGAGACGGGCUCCCUGGUCCCCCGGGAGGUGGAGACCCCAAAGAAGGAGGUGCAGCUGCGGGUGACCCCUUCGGAGGUGAAGUUCCUGGACACGCUGGCCGGGAGGGUGUACCGCCUCCCAGUUACUGUACACAAUCUCGGCCCUUGCAACCAGAAAAUCCGGUUUCAGGAGCCCCUCAAGCCACAGUUCAAACUGAUUUUGACCAAUCUGGAUAAAGCACUUGCUUCUGGACUUCAGACGACGGCUAUGGUGGAAUACCAUCCUGACAAAGAUGAAGACACUUUUGACCAGCUACUUAUUUCAAUAGGAAAUAAAACAAUAGAGAUCCCGCUAGUUGGGUUGAUUCCAUCCUGUCAGUUGGAAAUUGAGUCAGAAGUUAAUUUUGGCACAUUGGUUGCUGAUAGUAAAGUAUAUUGUAAAGGGAUUAAUAUCAUUAACCGUGGCAGAGCUCCAGGUACAUUUAAAGCAGAAUACCAGGGCCAAUUACCCAUUGUCAUUUUUCCAAGUAAUGGUAUUGUGGAGCCCAAGUCAUCAGUGAUUGUUAAAGUGGAUUUCUGUGCUGACCAGCCCAGAAUUGUAAAUGAAGUGGCAAAAGUGAGUUUGCAAGGUCGUCCAGAUAUGCUCUUGAGUGUCAAAGCUCAUGUGGUUGAGCAGAUUAUUGAAUUGUUAAACAUAAGUAAUGACAAAAAGUUGGAAUGCAUACACUUUGGUUCAGUUUUCUUCGGAACUUCAAAAAUUGAACAUGCAUUUCUAUACAAUAAUAGCCCAGAACCCAUAAACUGGGUGGCCAUAAUGCAAAAUGAUUCAGUUGGAGAAGAACUGGGCACAAAUAUUCGACAAAGAACAGAUGUUGCUUUAAAUAAUCUCACCUACUUGAGCAAAAUAAAGAACAGGGAUGUUACCACUUUUAUCUCCUGUGUUCCUAAUGAAGGGAGGUUACUACCUUAUCAAAAGAUUGUAAUUACAUUUUGUUUCAGCCCAAAGCUAAUGAUUGAUGGUAAAAAGAAUAAUGAUCCUUCACACAGGCAGGACUAUGCUCUCUUUUUGAGAUUUGACUCUGUGGGAAGUAAAGAUGGAUUUUUGAGGGAUGAUAACAGUAAAACCAUCAAAAGUGAUCGUUUUCAGAAAGUGGAAUUAGCACUGACAGGCACAGGACUUCCUGUCUUACUACAGUUUGAUCCAGGAAAGGUCCUUAAUUUUGCACCUUGUUUCAUGGGUGAACAUUCAGAGCUUCUGUGUAUUAUGCAAAAUCGAUCUAACUCACUUCCUGUGAUGUACCGUUUUCAAAAAACUGCACAUUUUAAAAUUGAUCCUGAAAGGGGCAAGAUUGAUGAAGGAUGUAUCCAGACUGUGACAUGUUCAUUCAUUCCACAUCAAGUAGGAGUCUUUAAAGUGAAGCAAUUGAUAGAGAUUAUUGGCUCAGUGGCAGAUGAAAAUUUGCAGUCAUCGCUAAAGCCUUUUCAUCAAAUAUAUUUAGAUUUCAAGAGCGUCUGCAAACCUUCCACCAAGAAAGUUGUGAUGAAAAUUAAUCCUGGUAUAUCCCCUUUGGUCAGUAAUCCUACGGGACAGUUUGUGGUUAGAGACUUGCCAAAAUACAAGGACCGUGCACCUGUUACAAUGCUUCAAUCAGCCAUGACAUGCCUUCACAAUCAUCGCAUAAGUAAAAAGUCAAUGAGGGGUGCACUGAUAGCCUUUCCCAAUGACCGAGCUGCAAGUAUCAGGUCUGGAGACCAGCAUAAAGUUUUCAGGACGAUUUUCACAAAGAUUCCAAGGUAUAACUAUGUGGAUCCUGAUUUCGCAUAUACUAAAUCUGAAAAAAUUGAAAAGCAAGCACAUAAAAAUUAUUAUGCAAGAUACAUUAAACAUUUAAGAAGUGUGCGCCUGCGGAAACAAGCAGAGAGGGAAUGCAUGGAUUCAUAUAAUGAUACAGACAUAGGAUUACAGCCAGCGUCAGGUCUAAAGUCACCUUCACUUUCAGAAACGGAAAUAGAGGAGGAAUUAUAUUCAGCAAAGUGUCUGAUCAAACCUAACCAAUUACUAAAUACCAGAAAUAUAGAAUCCAAGGAGACGAAGGCUCUGAGAAGAAAGGUUCUCAAAGGACUUAAAUCGGAGCCAUCCACGCCCCAUGAAAAACAUGAUUGCAGCUUAAUUUUGACACCAAAGCAAAUUCAUCAAGUAAUUGUUGGGCCCUCUGUCCUUAACUUUGGUGAUGUUUGUGUGAACUCCACCAAUACUCGUCUACUGCAUGUUAUUAAUAUGCUACCUAUGCAUAUUUUGAUCCAGUUAGAUAUUAAUUUGAAAGAACUUCAAAAAACCAACCAAUUUUCAUAUGUGAUUCCACCUACAGCUAGUACUUAUGUUUCAAUGGUAUUUGAAUCUCCCACCAUUGGAAAAUUUUGGAAGUCUUUCACCUUUACAGUGAACAAUAUACCUGGUGGCCAUAUCCUAGUGAUGGCAGUUGUCAUGCCAGUAAAGCUUGAGCUCUCUUCUAAUGAGCUAGUAUUGAGACCACAAGGCUACUCCGUGAAAACAUGUUUUAUGGGGACAGUUGGGUUGUAUAAUCAUCAGAAUUAUUUUGCCAAAUUUGAAUGGCAACCAGUAACCACAAAAAGAGGAAUGGCAUUUUCCAUCUGUCCAGCUAAAGGCACGGUUGAACCAUACUCUUCAUUGGAAUGUGAAGUAACAUGGCUGCCGGGUUUCAGUUCUCCAGAAAGGGGAGAAUUUGUUCUUCAUGUCAAUGAAGGAAACACGCUGACACUAAAAUGUGUUGCACAUGUAAUGAUUUCCUUUGGAUAUGAUUUUUAUUUUGAGGACUCUAAAUUGGUUGGGCAGAAGCUUGGUCACACCAAGGUCAUAUUUUUGGAGCCAAGGAUCCUCUUCAGUAAUAGCCCUCAAGGUUUAACAACUUGGAGGAAAGCCAUUCUUCACAACGUAGGACAAAACCAUGCUUAUUUCAAGGUUUGUGACCAGAGUCUUUUGCCUACCAUUAAUAUUGUUCCAUCACAAGGAAUAAUUCCUUUUGGGGGGUUAACUGUUCUCAAUAUCUCCUGUACACCUACUGUAGCAGAAAAAUUUGAUACAAGAGCAAAGGUUGCUAUUCGCCGUGCAGAUGUCAUAGACCUUAGGAUUGCUGGAUCUGUUGAGAUUGCUGAUGUGGAAAUUAAUCCGGACAUAUUUAACUUCAGUGGUACCUAUGUUGGUGCUACUCAGAUUAUUCCAUUUAUAAUAAAAAACAAAGGUAUAACACGUGCCAGAGUGGAGUUUAAUCUACAAGACUUUGAAUAUUUUUCUUUGGAUUUUAAAGAUAAAACAGGGGAAUUCACAGACCCUGCGUUUCCUGACAUAUAUUCUUUGGAGUUAGAGAAAGGGACAUCUCUGGAAGGUGGCAUAGCAUUUUCUCCCAAAGAAGUUCUUCCUGAGGGCAUGCCCUCCGUAAAUCACUUGCGUCAGAAUCCUUGGGACAAUCAUCCUAGAAAAUACACAGCUGAUAUUCCCAUUCGUCUAAAUGAUAAUCCAGUUUGCUAUCGAACGUUAUGUUUGGUUGGAGAGGUGAAAUCACCCAUGUUAUUGUUUGACCCUCCAUUCAUAUUUUUUACUCCUGUUCCUCUGGAUGUAACAACUGUGAUGGAUAUCAACAUUUUACCUCAAAACUAUUACAGAGACUCAACGUUAAAUGUCCAGAUUCCCCCGGCAAGACUUUUUGAUGGGGACGAGGUUCAUCCUCUUUCUGUGACGUUUCCAAAAGGCAGAGUCAUCACAGGCUCUCCCAGUGGAAUGAAUGCGGAGCUCACCUGUCACCUCAGCUUCAGAUCAUCUAAACCUGUGUCCUUUCUCACUGAUAUUCUUUUCUGUGAUAACAGAGAUAACUGGUAA